Silurus meridionalis is the source of this 10678-nucleotide messenger RNA. RefSeq names its product cytokine receptor-like factor 1a (gene crlf1a). Bases 6433 to 7650 code for a protein of 405 amino acids. Gene Ontology annotation, molecular function: protein binding; cytokine receptor activity. The record is from RefSeq and is a predicted model, not a curated record. Gene Ontology annotation, cellular component: external side of plasma membrane. Gene Ontology annotation, biological process: cytokine-mediated signaling pathway. The transcript is spliced from 8 exons. NCBI's taxonomy places the organism in Eukaryota, Metazoa, Chordata, Actinopteri, Siluriformes, Siluridae.
AUCGUACUUUUUUAUUUGCCAUUUACAGGUACAGGUUAGUAGAACAUUUGUGAAUCAUGUUAGGUCUUGUUAUUCUUAUAUAAGGCACCUAUAAACAGUCAUUCUCGAACCAAUCUCUCUAUUAUCCCCCUUAUUUUAUUGAAAUCAAAUGUUCUUAUUGAACAUUUGAACAUACCUGUACUUCAUAACUAUGCUGAAAAUGGAGACUCCGUACAUAAACAUCUCCACAUCAUUAACUGUAAGUUAAAUAACAAGAUCUUUCUUUUUCUUUUUAUUAUUUAGUCUUAAAGUAUGUAACUCAUCCAAAGUGCUUGUACUAGCUGUUACUAUUGUAAAGGUAACAUUAGGACAUAAAAAAAAUGGUUACAUAAGGAAUCAAGACCUUUGGACCAUUCAGAUUUGGACCAUGUAACAACAGCAUAACAUGCCAAUGUAACAUGACGCAACAGAACAUAUAACAUGUAACAUGUAACAUAUAAUUUAACAUCCCAUAUCAAUGUAACAUAAGGUCAAAUAUAAUGUAACAUCACACAAAUUAAUGUAACCUUAAUGUAUAAUAAUAUAAUAAUAAUGUAACAGUGUAACAAGAUAUGAUGCAACAUACUGUAUAACAGUGUAAAAUAUAACAAUGUAAUGAAUGACAUAAUGAAUUGUAACACUACACAGUGUAAUGUAACAACAGCAUAACAUAACACAAUGUAACAUGAUGCAACAGAACAUAGCAUAUUGUAACUUAAGGUAAAAUGACAUAGGCAAAUGUAACAUAUAAUUUAACACACCAUGCCAAUGUAACAUAAGGUCAAAUAUAAUGUAACAUCACACAAAGUAAUGUAACCUUAUACAACUUAAUGUAAUAUAAUGAAGCAGCGCAUAAUACAAGAUAUAACAAUGUAACUUAACAUGAUGUAAUGGAACAUUAUGAAGCAUAAUGUAACAGUGUAACAUAACAUGGUGCAUCAAAUAACAAUGUAAAACAACAAAGUAAUAUAACUAUGUAACCUCACACAGCAUAAUGCAAUGCAAUGUUUAACGAUAUGAUGCAACAUUACCUAGCGUAAUGAAACAGUGUAACAUAAUAUGAUGCAACAUACUAUAUAACAGUGUAACAUAUAACAAUGUAAUGAAUGACAAUGUAAUGUAACACUACACAGUGUAAUGUAACAACAUAAUACAGCAUUCAAUGUAAUGCAACAUUGCAUAGCAUAAUGUAACAACUUGAAGCAACAUAAUAUAUUAUAUAACAUAAUGUAAUGUAACGUUACAUAACAAACAAACAUUGCGUUAUGUAUCACAGUUUUAAUAACAUAUUACAAGCAAACAAGCUGUUUUAAACAGUAUUCUGUUAGGAAAAUACUCAUAGAGAAUGGAGAAUCCAAUCCAUAAUACACAAAUUCACUUCCUGUCUAUACAUUUGCUCAAAACCACCAGCAGCCAGUACAUAAUCGAAGUGCAUCUGUCACGCAUUAUUGCAGAGAAUGCCAAAGCUGGCUUUUGAAACUAUGCAAGGAAUAGAUCCUCUGCAAAUCCCAGUCUGACUACUGCCUCGUUGGCUUCUCUCUGUCCCUUACAGAUAACCCCGUAACUAAUAUCAUGUAUCAAAACUCCGUGGUGUGUAGAUGCAGCAUGGCUACAUCCUGGAAACUCCUCUACUUUAUUUUAAACAAACACUUUCUCCCAAUCAAUGUGGAUUGCUCCACUGGGUUCACUAACUGUCUUCUCGCAUUAGAAAGGAAAUGGUCUGAUUUAGGAUUUAGCACUGGAGUCUUUCUGGUUAAUUUAAAAAGUCCCUGUUGAUGUUUAUUGGAAAAAUAAUUCCCGGUCUGGGUUCAGAUUGAGGUUCAGUCUGAGCUGGAUGAUCGUGGUUACUGUCGUUCUGUCAUAUCGGCUUCAUGUUGCGCCAAGUGAUUAAAAAAAAUGGAGAAGCCAGACUUUCACACUCAAAUCCAGGACUGAGCUUGAGACCCUGGAGAGAAUCUUAAAAAAAAAAAUCCCCACCCUUCCUGAUCCCCUCAUCUCCCCGCCUGCCUCUGAAAACUUUACGGUGGGAUAAUGCGUUCCACAUGCUAGUGUUCACCCACUAAAUCACUGCAUCCCAAAUAGCCAAUCCCCCCCCCCAUCUCAUUACGUUCAUGUCGGCUGUCUCGAAGAAGGACUUCUGGAGAAUGGAUUGGCUCGUAGAUUCUAACUUGUUUACGGGGAAAGUUUGAACAAGUAUGAACAUUAUUAAAAAGUCUCAUACUUGGAUGCAAUCGGGUUGGCGUAUCUCAGGACCACGUAAUUGGGUACAUUGUUGGCCUCCCAUUGGGUUCUGUAAUGAGGUACUUCGUCAGCCUUCUAAUCAUAUUCUGUCGGGUCUUCGUAGAAUAACUUCCAUCCGUUUGAACGUCACCAAAUUGGGAUGUAAAACCUUCCAAUUUGGGUUUACCAUCUUAGUCCCAGCUAGGUGCUUUUUUAAAGACUCGGAAAUAAAAACGACUUUUCCUGAAGCACACUAUAGUGCAGAAUGGACAUUAAUCAGUUAACAUUCAGAGGUAAGGACAGCGUUUUAAAGAAAGAAAAAAGGAAAGGGUUUUUUUUUUUUUUUUUGAGUCGUGGUAGAAGGCUUUCCAGAAAUCUGUCAAGUCAAAUAAUGCAAGAUUGCUAGUGAGGGUUUUUUUGUGCUUGAACGCUUACCUGACAGCGAGAUCAUUAUGUUCUGCAUAACAAGCUUAACCCACUUACAUCUGUCCCAAUCAACAAAAUCUGCUGUGCUAAACAGACAGUAUGCCAUUUUCCAAAGCCAGCGAUUUGAGUUGAGGUUCUUCUGGGAAUCUGUGGAAAAGCCUCAAGUAGACAGAGAUUAACUAUAAAAUCUAUCAAGCUUUCCAUGUACAAAUUACAGUAUAAAUGAUGGUAUUUAUUUAUAUAGCACUUUUAAUUCAAAGUCAAUUACUUUUAAAUAUUGUGAAAGGCUUGUGGAUGCUAAAGAUUUUGUGGAUAUAUAAGACAAAACACAAAAUUUACCACAGACUAAGCUACAACUAAUCCUAAAUAGAGACCCCCAAACCUGCCUUGAUUAAUAAUGUAUUGGAAAUGGGUUAUAAUGGUUCAGAAUAUUAAAAAGAUAUGUCAGAGCUUAACCAGCCAAGAGCUUAUAUCAGAGUUUAACCAAGUCCAUGUGACCAUUAUUUCAACUAACUGGUAAUCAUCAAAAAAAAAAAAAAAGACAGACAAUGUAGUCUAGCCAAUCAAAUUGCACAUUUCUACACCUGUAGGACUUGAGUGAUGUCUUGGAUUUGGAUUUACACUUGGACAAUGGUCUUGCUAAAUAUGGUCUUCUCUUACAGAUGCACGGAUAAUGGUGUAAUCAUUGGUGCAGUGCAUUAAUGAAGGCAACAAGCUGAAUUUUGAAGUUGAUACUUGAUCCUGAAAAGAAUUUGGGGGUCUUUGGUCUUGCUUUAAUUUGGGCUUGGACUUAAAUGGUCUUGGCCUUGAACUUCUUAGGACUCGAUCUUGAAUUUUUGUUGCUUUUAUCCAGACUUUGACAUUGACUAAACUUGUAUUUGACCUAAUUAAGACUUUAUCUUGACUUAAUCUUGUUUUAAUAUGGGUUUGAGCUAGACUUGACUUGGACUUGACCCACUUAAGACCCCAACCUGACCUGAUCUUGGUUUGCCUUGGACUUGGAAUUAACAAUAGAUCUUAUUUUUACUUUGAUUUGGGCUUGUACUUGACUUGACUUGGACUUGACCCCUUUAAGACCCCAUCCUGACCUGGUCUUGGCUAGUCUAUAGUUGUGUUGCUUAAUGUCCUACAAAUGCCUGACCGAGCUAUAGAUUUAGAAGCUCUGGACAGAGAUUUUAAGGAACUUUCUAUUAAAGAACUUUCCAUUUGAAAGACCUUUAUACAGUCUGUAAAUACUUGGAACAAUGGACCAUUUGGUCAUCCAGAUUUGUGUCAUUCAUUUUUGAGAUGACAUUUCCCUGAAGAGCUAUAACUCUGCGUAAUGUAUUGUGCUUGGCCCAUUCAAGGACCUCGAAUAGCAAUGUUCUUACUUUGGAAAGUAACAGGAAAGGAAGACUACUCACUCAUUUACCAGACACGGCGGACACGAGACAAGCGGUAAAACAUAAGCCAAAUAAAAGGCUUGUCUGCUACAGAUAAUGCACCGCAUUGUGUCUUGCUGACCCUCGGACACUCCGACCGCUACGGUUAUUGUUUCAGCACGCAUACACUUUCACUGGCAUGUGAGUCACUGUCCAAGGCGUCCAACUCAGAAUACCCGCAGCUGCCAUUAGUCAAACUGUGGUCAUGACAUCUACCGAGGCUAGCGGCUCUGUUUCCACUGAUGAACCUGAUUUUCAUUUAGGCCUGCUUCUCUCUCUCUGUCUCCUUUUUUUUCAUGUUAGAUUCCGAGACAGACAGACAACAUUCGCUUCCCUCUGGUCUGUAAUUUGACAAAACCUAAUAAUUACAAGCGACAAAAUAAAAGGUCUGUGUCCUUCACAAAAUAAAUGGGACACAGUAGAGGAAAAUAUUUGACUUUGUAUUCAAUUUGCAUAUAAUCCUUCAUGGCUUUUUUUCAUUUGCAUAUUAUCAUACUCGGGUCAUGCCCCGCAUUUUACUUUACUAGCAUAACUGAACAUGCAUUUUUUUUCCCCUUAAAUGCCAUGUAAUAGGUUUUCCUAUUUCCGCAAAAAGUCCCCCCCCAUCCCUUUUAGUGUCAUUUACAUAACUUAACAAUUACAACUGACUGGAUAAAAAGACAAGCAGAUGUCCUCCAGAUGAAUCUCGAGACGAAACUCCUAAAACUUGUGUACAACCCCGGAGACUGCGUUGUUUUCAUAUCCUAUUAAAUUAUGAUGGGCUACAUUAAAUUAUACGUUAACUUUUUAAAUAUGACCCAAGAGCGGGGGUUAAUUUCCGGAGGGGGGAAGAAGAGGACGUAUCGUUCCCGCUUUGUUGUUUCGGAUGAAGCCUGGAAUCGCGAAUGCGCGUCUUCUAUUAAAACGGCUACAAUUGUUUAAAAGGUGAAAAAAAUUCAGCUCUCGGGGGUCAAACUGCGGUAUUAAGUUCACGCCUAUGCAAGAGUGAAAAAUGUUCAAGUCAAGUUUACUGCUCCUGGAGGCCAAGUUGAUUCGUUUUUACGUAGUUUCCACAUAUACUUUCCUUCACAGCUAGUUACAACGCUAGCUAGUUUGCAAAUUACUUUUCUUUCGGCUUUUCCCAUUAGGGGUCGCCACAGCGGAUCAUCCGCAUGUUUGUUUUGGCACAUGUUUUUACGCUGGAUUCCCUUCCCAUUUAUCCGGGCUUGCGACCGGCACUAAGGCUUGUGCAACCCUAACGGCUGGGGUUGGUUCCCUGACCGGGGAUCAAACCCGGGCCGCAACGGUGAGAGCGCCACAUCCUAACCACUAGACCACCAGGGACCAGCUGUGUUAAAAUCUAGCAUGGACCUGAGAAGCAGAUGAAUACAUUCACACUGUGCACCAACAUUUUUUUCCAUUGUAUACAAAGUGGGUGAAUUAAUGCAGUGGUAGUGGAGCUUUGCCAUCUCGGUUCCUCAGAUCCUGGGCUUGGGUUACUCUCUUUUUCAAUUUUCCACAAGGGUUUCCUUCUUAUUCUCUGGAAUUCUCCUACCUAGCAAGACGUACCAGUAGGUGGAUUGGCAGCACUAGUUGUGUACGAGUCCUGGGAUCCUUCAACACUGACCAGGAUACAGAACUUACUGAAGUUCAGAAAUGUAAAAAAUUCAACUGACUUGUGAAUUGGUACUUUGAUACUGUUUUUUUGUUGUUGUUGUUUGCUGUAAAAGAGGGAUGGAGUACUCCGUCCACGACUUUUACUUGGUCUAAUCACGUGCCUCUGACCAUUUAAAAAAAAAAAAACAAAGUCUGAACUACAGGAGCUGAGAACUUGAUGUGGCAGGAAGAAAUCCCAUCAGUCCAUGAUGUACCUUCAGUGUGCUUCCCAUGGCCCCCAGAAAACAUGGAGUGAGAGGAGUGAAAAAAGAAAAAAAAAACAGCAGGAGGUUGGAAGUUGGAGGAGGAGGAGGAGGAAGAAGGUGGAGGGCGGAGUGGGAGGAGCUUGUAAAGCCCGAGCUCCCCGCCCACUGGUGCUUCUACUGGCUUCUCAUAAACUUGGACGCGUCCUGCUGAACGAUGACCAAACGGCACGAAGGAGCACGAGCGAGCCAUCGUGUCGCGUCAGCGCGCGCUGGAUAAAUCCUUACCAUCCUUCAUCCUCAUCAUCAUCUUUUUUUCCCCCAAAGAAAAAAUAGGAGGGGGGGAGAACUUAUGAAAAAAGAGACAGAUAGAAAGUCCAGACUGCGGUAGCAACACCUCAGAAGGGAGAAGCAGAUCAGAGGCGUCCUCUACAAGCUCCAGAAGAUCUCGAAAUCCCAGGAGGAGUUCUCUAUCAGUCCCGAAGUCAAGGAUCUCAGGCUUCCAGGGAAUGAAGGGAAUGAUCACGCGGAGAAGAAGCGCGUCCCGGGACAUGAUCGUCUUAUUGUUUUUCAUGCUGCGCGCUCCCGGCGCACACUGCGCGCUCCCUUCCACCCCGAUGGCAAGCGUGCACCCUCAGGACCCAGCCCUUCGGAUUGGUGCAAGCUUGACCGCCACGUGUUCUGUCGGAACGGACCACGGACUACAUGCCAGCUCGCUGUACUGGACGCUGAACGGCCGACGGCUUCCCAGCAACACCUACAGCGUGCUCAGCCCCAGCGUCGUCAGCGUCACAUUGAGCAACUUGAGCGGCUCGCGGCAGCGCUCGGGCGACAACCUGGUGUGUCACAGCGGCGGGGGGCACGUGCUUGCCGGGUCCUGUCUCUACGUGGGCAUGCCGCCGGAGAAACCCGUGAACCUCACGUGCUGGUCGAGAAACACAAAAGAUCUUACCUGCAAAUGGGCUCCUGGGGGUCAGGGCGAGACCUUCAUUAAGACCAAAUACACCCUCAAAUACAAGCUGAAAUGGUACGGCCAGGAAAAAGAGUGUGAUGACUAUAGCGGAGGACAGCCAUACACAUGCUACAUCCCACGCGAUCUCGCCCUCUUCACGCCCUAUGAAAUCUGGGUGGAGGCUUCCAACCAACUUGGGAGUGCCACCUCAGACGUCAUCAACCUAGACAUCCUGGACGUGGUGACAACGGAUCCUCCGGCAGACGUGCAUGUGAGUCGCGUUGGUGAUUUGGAUGACCAGCUGACCGUUCGCUGGGGUACUCCGCCUGCCCUCAAGGACUAUCUCUUCCAGGCCAAGUAUCAGAUCCGCUACAGGCUUGAAGACAGCACUGAGUGGAAGGUGGUUGAUGACAUGGGAAACCAGACGUCCUGCAGGUUGGCUGGGCUCAGGCCGGGGACCGUAUACUUCGUGCAGGUGCGGUGUAAUCCAGUGGGCAUCCUUGGAUCCAGGAAGGCAGGCAUCUGGAGUGACUGGAGUCACCCAACAGCAGCAUCCACUCCACACAGUGAACGCUCAAUGGUGGGUUCGUGCGACUCCAAAGCUGCCCGGCAGAACUCAACGCUACGUCAGGACUUGAAGCAGUUCUUCAGCUGGGUGCGCAAACGCGUCUCCGACUGCAGUGCUAUGAGCAUCAAACAGUACGACCAGUGGCGUGUCUGGCUGCAAAAGUCUCACAAAACCCGAAACCAGGUUCUUCAAGGAGACAAAUCGUAGCGAUGUCACGCCCUUGGCUGCUUAAAUCAGUGGACAAGAUGGGGGAUUGCUGAGGUGGGCUGGGAAGGGACAGCUAGUUUUCUUGUUCCUGACACACUAGCUGUUAGUCCUGCUGCGGAAACCGACUUCAGAAGGAACAACACGAGAUUUCAAUUCCACUGGACACUUUAUAUAUUUACAAAAGUGCCUUUUUUUAUGAUCUCUACAGAAAACCAGCCGUGUUUUUGUAACAUUUGUUUGAUAACCCAUGACAGAUGGAGGAUAUCUUUAGGCUGGGGGAUUUUGCACAUUUUUUGUUUCCCGAGAAUGACGACACUCCAUGAUAUUAUGACAUCACAUAAGAUAUCUAUAACCGGUGCCUUAAUGUUUUAUGAUAUUCUAUUCACAAGUGUUUUGCCAAAGAUACCUGUAAUCUUGCUGUGGGUCAUAUGGUUGGAAUAUUCCUUCAUUAUAUAAAAAAAAAAAAUGAACCAUUCCACAUUUUUACAAAUGAAGGGGAAUAUAUUCUUAAGAAUGUAAUUAUGGAUCAAAUAUAUGGACAAAAGUGUGUGAACACCUGAGCUUAAGGUUGUCAUGUGCCCAUUCCCUAUUCCACAUUUAUUCCCAAUUUGCUGUUAUAAUCCCCUCCACUUUUCUGGGAGGAUUUUCCACUAGGUUUUUGAGUGUGCUUGUGGAAAUUUGCGAUCAUUUAUCUACCAUCCAAUUCAUCCCAAAGGUGUUCAAAAGGGUUGAGGUCAGAGUUCUACAACACAAGAUCUUCCACUUUAAAGCAGAUCUACAUUGUUGGAUUUGUGCACUUUAUGUUAUGCUGGAACAGGUUUGGGCCUCCUAGUUCAAGUAAAGGGAAAAUUUCAUGCUACCACAUCUAAAGACAUCCUAUACAAUUCUGUGCCUCCAACAGUGUGUUAAAGGUUUUAGGAAGAACCACGUAUAGGCUGAAAAUUCAGCUGUUCCAGUACUUUUGUCCCUAUAGUGUAUCUAUUUUUGCAGGUGUUUGCAUGAGUGAAAUGAAACGAAACCAUAACAUUCAGCAGCUAUUUAACAAAUUGAACAGUCAGAUGCUUGUUACUAUGUAACUACUGCCAAAGAAAAUUGCAAAAAAUAUUGUGAUAUUCUCUUCCUACUUUCAACCAGGCACGAGUGUCUACUUCUUUGCAGUACCUCGAAGCUUGAAAUACCUCGCAGAUUGAAAUAUGCAGAUGAGCUCAUUCACAAAUUCAAAACAUUUCCAAACAAGUUUUCAAUAAUGGAUUUUUUUUUUUAUUUUUGAUAUUUCAUUCUCAGUAUGUAGCUGUCAAAAAUUGGUGAAGUAUUUUGUUGAGUAACCCAAUGUUUUUUUUUAUUGAUGCUCACCUUUGUCGUAAUUACCCAGUUCACUUUUUCUACUUCUGUUGCAUCGGGACUCAAGCUAAACAUCACAAGCGGCCGGGACUGACUGGCUCACCGUUUUUGUUUAUUCAGCAGUGGAUUAAUCCUUUUCCUCUUUUUUCCGCCUUUGUGGCUGAAAUUCCAAAGAACCACCAACCACCUAUCCCUCCAAAAACAUAAACUGCAAUGGAGCUCUGCAGCAUUGGGACUGUUAGUAAAUAAUUGUAUGUAAUGUUAUGUACAAUUGUACUGCUUUUUAUUUUUUUGUACCGAAUUGUAUCAGCGUAUUUAAAAAAAAAAACACACACAAGUGUAAAGUUUCUGGCUCUUAAGUUAUAAGUAGGUAGUUUAUAAUAUGACUGACUGAAUUAUUAAACUGUAAUAUUGAACAUCACGUACAUGACCAUUGCAGUUUUGUAUUUCUGGUGUAAAAAUAUAUAGUUGUAUUUUGUACUUUUAGGAGAUUUUGUGUGUUUUUUUUAUCAUUACUAAUUCACACAGGAGGAGGAGGAGGACUCUUAUUUGCCUCCUAUGUCAUUUUUCUUUUAAAUGUAAAGAAUGUAAAUAUGGUAAGUCAUGUUUGAAAUUUGUUCCUCGGCUAGUUAAAAAGCUAGCUAAUUACAUAUUGUUAAAUGAGGUAUUAAAUUAGCUAGCUAGUUACAUAAUGUACAGUAGGUGUUCAAUUUGCUAGCUGGUUAAAUAUUGUACAUUAGGUAUUGAAUUAGCUAGCUAGUUGCAUAUUGUGCAUUAGAUCUAUGUAGAUAUCUAUUUAGAUCUAUAACUCUAGUUAUUUUUGUGGGUUAGUUUGCUUAAUUGUUAAAUACAUUUUUUCAAUAAGCUUGUUUAUUUAGCUAGCUAAGUUUGGGACUUUUUUAAAUUGAUUUUUAUAUUUUAUAUAUAGGUAUGUAAAAUAGGUUUUACUUAUUUUACUUAUUUUGCUCUUGAAAUUGUCUUAUUUUAUUUGCAAAUCAUUAAUCUUUUUUGAAGCAUUUAUUUUAAGAAAGAAGCUAAAUUAUGUGACAAUAGAAUAAUAUUUAAAACUAGUUAAUUUUUAUUUACUUUAUCAACAUUUUACACAACAGUGAAAAAUAAAACAACAUUUUCUUCAUUCAUGACAUUUUUAAAUUAAGUAAUAGUUAUGAUAAAGUUUGUUAAAUUAUCCUAAAAGUCUAGUUUUUUAGAGGAACCUGAUUAAUUAGCCAGCUAGUUAAUUUUGACUUUGUCCUGGAAGUGACUUUCAGCCUAUCUCGCAUAUAACUGCUCUUAAAUGACUGCGAUACAAUAAGAAGGUCCGUGAAUUUCACACAAAUGUUUGCUUUUGAUUUAAAAUCAACAACCAGCAAAUUGAAAAUAAUUUUCUGAACCAUUAGAAUUUUGCUAAAUUUUACACUACCCAAUUUAUGAUAUUAUAGUUCAUAUACACAUGAAAUUCUACACUGAAAUUAGUUUUAUAUUUAACAAUUUCGAAGAACAGAAAGCAUGAAAAUCUGCAUCAUAAAUCAUAAAUAUUUAACAUUCUUCACUAUUUCUGGGUCACAAUUUGGGCCAGAUCUUGGCAGAAUUUGUAUGUUGAAAUUUCAGCAUAAUUUCAUUUAUAUUCUCUCUAUUGUGCAUUAAAUUUUCUAAAUAAAUAAACAAAGAUUUUUCUAACACAGAUCGU